Molecule: messenger RNA, 2926 nt
Organism: Sebastes umbrosus (honeycomb rockfish)
Lineage: Eukaryota; Metazoa; Chordata; Actinopteri; Perciformes; Sebastidae
Product: type-2 angiotensin II receptor-like
Exons: 2
Coding region: 439-1698 (419 amino acids)
Biological process (GO): G protein-coupled receptor signaling pathway; immune response
Cellular component (GO): membrane
Molecular function (GO): G protein-coupled receptor activity
Source: RefSeq, a predicted model, not a curated record
AGAAAGAGAGAGCAUGUUUCUCUUAUUCUCUCUUUCUCUGCAGGCUGGCUUGUGUCCAGGUACAGUCCAGCGUCCAGUGGUAAUGAUGAAGGUGUGACGUGUAGGCAACUUCCCUCUUGUGCAAUCAUCAUGAGGCUCUCGGGGGCUAUAAGAUCCCAAACCUCGUCUGGUUUCUCAGAGCCUUCAGUCUGAUACACACACAUACAGACUCACACAGACAAACAGAGGCAUGAUAUGCUCCGGGGUACUCAGCCGUACAGAUUUCUCUUAGAGGGGUCGAGGAGCAAUCGUCAAGAUAUGGACUUUAGCCAAAAGAGACAUUGAAAACCGCUUGACUGCUCGGACUGGACGCUCAAUCACUCACAGUGCCAGCUGACCUUGGAUAACUGAAAGGGGGGAAGUGAAGUUGCGUGACGCACGGGUACGUCCAGUUCCAUAAUGGCAAUCCCAAAUGAUUACUCCCUUUUCAACUCCACCUCCUCCUCCUAUUCAACGACAGAGAUUUAUCUGAACACCUCCCUAGCCCCCUCUGCUCCCCCCUGCACAGACUGGCCUCACGUACCCAUGACCGUAGCCAUCCCUGCCAUCUACAUCGUCAUCUGCGUGCUGGGAAUCGUAGGCAACGCUCUGGCGGUGUGGGUGUUGGCCCACGCCAGCGCCUCCAGGAGAACUGUCGCUAACACCUUCAUGCUGAACCUGUGUGUGUCCGACCUGCUGUUCCUGCUGUCUCUCCCGCUGUGGGCCGUCUACUACUACCAGGGCUACAACUGGCCCUUUGGCCGGGUCGCCUGCAAAGUCUGCGGAGUUCUCCUCAACCUCAACCUCUACGCGUCUAUCUUCUUCAUCACAUGCAUGAGCAUGGACCGUUACCUGGCCAUCGUGCGUCCGCUCCGCUCCCAGAGCUCACGGUACCCCAAGCGUGCCCGGCUGGCGUGCACCCUGGUGUGGGUGCUGGCUUGCGCUUGCUCGGCCCCCGCCUUGCAUCUGAGGGACACGCACUACUCGGAGGAGUACGGCGUGGAGGUCUGUGGGAUUCACUAUCCUAAUCGUACCUGGCGUCUGACCGUGGUCUUGAUGAAGAUGACUCUGGGCUUCCUGCUGCCGCUGUUUGUCAUCUCUUGUUGUUACUGGGCUAUUGGUAGACAUUUGUUGGCUGACACAGGCCUGGUAAGAAUGCGGAAUCCGUCGCGUGCACCAAACAUGCCCUCUUUUAAAUCACCGGAGUCCAAGGAGAGCUGUAAACCAGAGAGACCUCCGACCCCCUGCGUGUGCCCCGGCUCCGGUGGGGGCCGACCCCUGGAGGGCAGGGGGCUGGAGCGGGUGUUGUGGACGGUAGCCUCCGUGGUCCUGGCCUUCUUCCUCUGCUGGUUCCCCUUCCACUGCGUGACCUUCUUGACCGUGCUGAGGGACGAGGGCUGGUUGGACAGCUGCGGGCUGCACUGGACCAUCAACACCUUCAUCGCUCUGACCCUCGGCUUGGGCUUCUCCAGCUCCGCCAUCAACCCCGUGCUCUACUGCUUCAUCGGAAACCAUUUCCGAGGCCGUCUCACGGGGCUCUGCAAGGGCCUGUGUGCUCGUCUGGAGGCCCGCGGGGAAGAUCACAGCCAGAAGAGGGGCUCCUUCAGCACCAGGCUGAGCUCCUUUUCACGAAAACUCAGUGACCUGAAAGACCUGGCGAUCGUGGAGCCCUCUGCCUAACUGGCCCACAGAGGGGGAGGCUUUUCCUUCUCCCUCCACUGGCUUCACACACACCCCAAAGACUGAUGCCGAUAUGACUGCUGAACUCUAAUAAGCACGGAUGUGUGAGACAGAGCUGUUACUACAACUGACUGAGUCAAAUUCCAGGAGAACUCAACGCUGCCCUACAAAGAAAAAGUAUUACGAAAGAUGAGAAAAAAGAGGUUUAAAGUUUUCCGGCUGCUUAGCCAAACUGUAACGAACAGAUACAUGAUAAAUGUCAUGCCUUAAUGCUGCAGCAGGCAGCUGUUUUCAACUAAAAAGCUUUAAAAAUCCACUGUAGCCUACACAACCUGCUCAGCAGCAAACAGCAGACAGACUAGUUAGAGACUAGCUGGUGAACAUAGUGGAGCAUUUAGCAGCUAAAGAGCCAGAGAGUUCCCUCGGGAGUUGGCGGGGAACGAAAACAGACGUGAAAGAGAGUGAAUAUCAGAGUCACAUUCAUCAGGUGGCCAAAAAACACGACUCUAAAUGAAUGAUAAUGUUUCUCCGUAACUGCUGGGGGUGUCAUUUUGCUACUGUUUGCUAACAGCUAGUCACUAGCUAUCAACUUAAAGGUGAUGUGUCAGUUCUGGGUUCACAAUUCCCUCAUGUGGCUAAAAAUAAUCAGUUAUUGUAAGUUUGAGGUUGCAGGAAAAACACCUGUGGGGUCGGUUACAGCAGUUACAGCUACUCUAUUUUAGUAGGACUUGUUUAGCUGCUGUUCCUCUUUAUUUCUUCAUCAUGGUUGGAUUUAGCUUCUGCCCUAUUUCAUGAUGAUAAAUGAUGAUUUCACAUGAAAACAGAUAUGAAAGAGUACAUUUAGCUUUACCUAAGGCUAGCUGUGGCUAACAGUUAGAUUCAAUUCAAGCCGGGUUUUGUGGUUUUGCAAACUCUGAUGUUUUCUCUGAAAUUAUACUAUGGCAUGAUAAUAUUUUAUAUUGUAAAACAUUUUUAUAUGGUAACUCAAUUUUGACGGAUUACUGCAUUUUGACUUUGGAGGGCAGACUAUAGGCCAAAAACAUUAAUGAGUUGUAUAAAGAUUAUUAUUCAUAACAAUGCUACUUUUACUGUUCCUUUUGGGACCAAGCUAUUAUAUGUGUAAUCACUUGUAACAUAUUUUUAUGGCAUUAUUUUGUAAAGACAGUUUAGGAAAAUGAAAAUUACUGCAUUUCUUUGACUGAAUAAAAAUGUCACAUUCUUUGAUGGA